AUGAGAGUGUCCAUUCUACAAAACUUAUUUGUUGUUACUUUAGCUUUACUAUCCUUGCUUGCAACACAUGUCAGUGGUGUUUAUUUGGCUUAGAGUGAAUGUCAAAGCAGUGAGUACUGCUAAAACAAAUGCAUCAAUGAAUAUUAAUUGCAGACAGGAAAGUUUUGUUUCUUUGAUCGUGAAAAUGGAACAAGAGGUGGUUGCAAUUGUGGAAUAUACAAGGUAAAGUAGGAAAAGAAGAACAAACUUUUUAAUGCUAUUUAAGUCAAUAAUGAUGAGUCUUAAUUCGAAGCUUAGUAAAUUUCAACUUCAUCAAUUCGUAGAGAGUCUGAAGUUAAGAGCAAACAAUGA
Messenger RNA from Stylonychia lemnae, 351 nucleotides. The record is from the annotation of a GenBank genome assembly. NCBI's taxonomy places the organism in Eukaryota, Ciliophora, Spirotrichea, Sporadotrichida, Oxytrichidae.